Molecule: messenger RNA, 750 nt
Organism: Sparassis crispa
Lineage: Eukaryota; Fungi; Basidiomycota; Agaricomycetes; Polyporales; Sparassidaceae
Exons: 3
Coding region: 1-750 (249 amino acids)
Source: RefSeq, a predicted model, not a curated record
AUGAUUACCUUGUACGAUGUUCCUUCUACUAUUCCACAGCCAUGGGCUCCAAAUAUUUGGCGGAUUCGCUUCAUUUUGAAUUAUAAACGGCUGCACUAUCGCACGACUUGGAUCGAUUUUUCCGAUGUCGAAGCCACAUUGCGCUCUAUAGGCGCACCCCCAACGUCGCUGCGACGUGACGGCAGACCAGUAUACAUUCUUCCUGUCAUCGUAGACCCUCUGCGAUCUGUGACAUCCCCUGUCGUUUUGUCCAAUGCCACCACCAUCGCAGAAUAUCUCGAAACGACCUAUCCUGCGCGUCCCAUUUUCCCCGAGGGUUCACGCGCUGUGCAGAGCCUUUUCGUUCACCAUCUUCAAGAAAUUUUUGUGAAGCCCUUGCUCCCUAUAUUCGUGCCUCUGACACACCAGACAUUGCCUGAGCGCAGUCAGGCGCAUUUUCGCGGCAAUGCGGGUCCCGCGCCGCCCCUGCCUGUGCAAUUGUCUCCCUCACAGAAGGAACAAGCGUGGAGAGCGGUCAAGGAGCAGUUUGACUUCCUUGCCAGCAUUCUCGAGAGAAAUUCACCGCCGGACGGUAAUGGCAUCGUAGUCAUGGGGCACGAUAUUAGCUACGCAGAUUUUGCCUUAUGUUCUGUACUAAUUUGGAUUGAACGUGUGUCUCCUCACGACGGGUGGGCUAGAAUUCGCCAGUGGAACGGCGAUAGGUGGGUCAGGCUGUAUGCCACCUGCUCACAGUAUAUGGACGUGUUCUGA